This is a messenger RNA of Cuscuta epithymum, 3361 nucleotides long. NCBI's taxonomy places the organism in Eukaryota, Viridiplantae, Streptophyta, Magnoliopsida, Solanales, Convolvulaceae. The record is from the annotation of a GenBank genome assembly.
AGAAGAUAGAUAUUAAGAAAUGGCAGAAAACAGGGAAGAAGAUGUGAAGCUGGGAGCGAACAAGUUCAGGGAGACACAACCGCUAGGGACGGCGGCUCAAUCGGACAAGGACUACAAGGAGCCACCGGCAGCACCGCUGUUCGAGCCGGGGGAGCUGAGCUCGUGGUCCUUCUACAGAGCCGGGAUCGCCGAGUUCGUCGCCACCUUCCUGUUCCUCUACAUCACCAUCUUGACCGUCAUGGGCGUCAAACGCUCCGACGGCCUCUGCAAAUCUGUGGGUAUUCAGGGCAUCGCUUGGUCCUUCGGCGGCAUGAUUUUUGCCCUUGUCUACUGCACCGCCGGUAUCUCAGGUCCGACACAUAAACCCGGCAGUGACGUUCGGGCUGUUCUUGGCGAGGAAACUGUCAUUGACUCGGGCGGUGUUCUACAUGGUGAUGCAGUGUCUGGGGGCAAUAUGCGGGGCGGGAGUGGUGAAAGGGUUCAUGAAGGGGCCGUACGAGCUCAACAAAGGCGGCGCGAACAUGUUGAGCUCGGGUUAUAGCAAGGGCGCUGGGCUCGGCGCGGAGAUCGUAGGCACUUUUGUCCUUGUUUACACCGUCUUCUCCGCCACCGAUGCUAAGAGAAACGCGAGGGACUCCCAUGUUCCGAUAUUGGCGCCACUUCCAAUAGGAUUUGCAGUGUUCUUGGUUCAUUUGGCGACCAUCCCGAUCACCGGAACAGGCAUAAACCCAGCCCGAAGCCUCGGAGCAGCCAUCAUCUAUAACAAGGCCGAGGCUUGGGAUGACCACUGGAUCUUUUGGGUCGGACCCUUCAUUGGAGCUUCCCUUGCUGCUCUCUACCACCAGAUCGUUAUCAGAGCCAUUCCUUUCAAGACCAGGGCUUGAUAAAUCAAAUAUUUUAAGUACCACUUAAGUUGCACUUUUUUCUUACCCUUUUCUGAGAAGGUAUGUAAUGUACUCUUAUGAUGUUGAAUGUGGAUGUAUUUUUCUGUUUUAUGUUCUCAGUUGUGUAAAUUACUACACCUUAUUUUGUAUGGACUUCUAUUUCUUGCUCCCUUCUAGUCAAAAAUUUGAUAUUAUACCUAUUGUUAUUUAGUUAUAAAUACUUUGAAUUUCAUAUUUGUAUAUAUACAUGCCACUUUGACAAAUUAGUAAGGCCUUUUGAUUGAAAGUUGAAAUGCUACUAAAUGAAAAACAACACACGCAUAUAUGACAAUUGCUCUCGCACUUUUUGGAUAACCAUUCCAUCCAAGCCAAAAAUAUGGGCGAAACCCAAAGAUAUAGCCCUUAUAGGGUUGGGAUUGGGCGAUGGAUCGGAUCGUAUGCAUGUGGAUUAGUGGAUAUAUUUCUCAACCCUCACCCGAUUCACCAUUCGACCCACCAACCACCUGUUAUUAUUAGGCCUGGACUCGGGCCGGUUCGGGCCCGGUUCGGGCCCGGUUCGGGCCUGGGCCCGGCCGGGCCUCGGGCCAGGAAAGUUGGGCCCGAUCCUGAACCGCCGGUGGGCGGUUCCGGGUCCGGUUCCGGGUCAAACCGGGCCGGGCCGGGCCUAACCGGUUCUAAUUUUUUUUUGGCUCUUUUAUUUAACCCCCAACCCCUCCCCCUCAACCCCAAACCACCCCAAACCACCUCAAAUGGCCCAAAAUACCCAAUCCAACCCAAAACUUAAAAAAAAUCAAAAAAAAAAAAAAUUAAAAACCGGCCCGAACCGGCCGGGCUGGUUCACCAAAAAGUCAAAAAUUGGGCCCGAGCCCGGACCGCCCAGCAGCCGGGUAGGGCCGAACCGAACCGGUGGACCCACCGGGCCCCGGGCCGGGCCGGGCCGCCCGACCCGAGUCCACCCCUAGUUAUUAUCAUAAGUUUCCUUAGUCUCAACAUACUAAUGUAGACAUGUAGUCAAGUAAAGUUAUACAUUUUCCUCUAAACAUACUAAGGGAGUGUUUUUGUUUGCUUAAAAAAAGCACUUUGGAGCUUUUAGAUUAAAAAAAAGCAAUUCUAAGUGUUUGGUAACCCCAACUUUGACUUAAAAAAAGUGCUUUAAAACCAAAAUCUAAAAGCUACCCUAGCCCAACUUUUAAUAGCUUCUAGGUAAAGUUGUAAAUACCCCCAACUUUAUGACUAAUGAUAAUGGCAAAUAAAUCCCCUAACCCCCCAAAAUAACCCUCAAAUAUACCAUCACAAUCACUUUUUUAUCAAACACUCCAACUUUUCCAUUUUAAUUAGAAUCACUUUUAUUCCCAAACACUACCAACUUUUACUACAAACAGUGGCGGACCCAGAAAAACAGAGUCACGGGGUCCCUAUCUAAAUGUAAUUCUAAUUAAUACUCCCUCCGUCCCUAUUAUAUCUUCCAAAUGGGUUUGGCACGGAGUUUAAGAUAGUGGGUAUUGUGUGGUGGAGAGUUGUGCAGAGGAGAGAGAAAUGUGUAAGAAUUGUUGUGAACCACAAAUUCCGGCCAAAAAAGGAAAGUGGAAGUUUUAAUUGGGACGGACGAAAAAGGAAAGUUGGAAGUUUAUUUAGGGACGGAGGGAGUAUAUAAUUAAACAAAUAAGAUGGUAAAAAAAUGCAGCAUCGAUCUUAAAAGGGACACGACAUGGUAAACAAAAUGUAGCAUGUGAAAGCCAUAUUCCCAAAACACAUCACCAACAACUUCCCACUCAUUCUUAAACAAAUAACAUGAUAAACAAAAUGCAACAUUAUAUUUUUGGCAGUAGUGUAUUUAAACCAUUAAUGUUCAUCAAACCAGCUUGAAACAAAUCUACGUCUUUUGCCGCCAAUUACCUUAAAAGGGAAAUCAUGAUCCCGAAGGUGAAAUGCCCUUUUUUGAAUCUAACUGCUGUGUACCACGUCUUGAACAUUAGGAUGACAAUCAAGAUUUUUUUUAUCAAUCUAGGAUCAACUUCUAAAGAUUCAAAAUCAACAUGUUGUUUAUGUAAAUUAUAAGCCAAAUUAGUUUCACUUUCAUCAAUUACUUGAUCUAAUUCUUUUUUUAUUAAUGACAAAUCAUUUGAAUUAACAUCUUAACUACUCCCGAUCCUCCAAAUUUUUUUAAAUGUGGGUACACUAUUAAAAUAUUUUUUCACCCUAAAUCGUAAAAUAUUGAAAAAAGAAUCAUACAUACACAAAUUUAAUAAUGAGAACAUUCUCUAAAUAGCACUAAAACAUGGAUAAAAUUCAUAAAUAUCAAAAUCAAUGUUUUAUUCCCAAAAUAGGACUCAUUCACUCCUAAUUUUGGAAAAUAUAGUCAAGUUUUUAUUUUAAUAGGACUAAAUAAAUCUCAUUUGAAAAUAAAACAUAUUUCGUCCUGUUUUUGAACUUUGUAUAUGUUUUAGUUGUAUUCUAUUUAAUAAUUUAAUCUUAAC